AUGGUCUUGACGAACUACAGUGCCGGGGGACUGUCGUAUCUUCAACCUGCGGCGACCGAUGCGGUAUCGUACUACAAGAUCGCGAGUGGCCAACUCAUCACCUUUGCUUGGACCUAUACGUCGCUCUAGUCAGUCCGGUCAUUCCGGGAACGAUCCGGACCCGACUCGAGACGAGUAAAGUAUUGACACCCAAAUAUUCUUAAUGUCCUUUUUGCAGCGUCACACCCGCAUCGUUGACUUUCGAAGCGAGGUGUACGGCCAAUUCGUUCACGUAUCCCGUUGGUCCGACCACGGGGAUCCCGGCGUCGCAGACUUCGCUCGUUUGGGAUCCGUACGCGUAAGUCUCAACUCGGUUCAACCCCUUGACCUCGAACGAUCUUUGAUUUGAUGUCAUUUUUUUUUCCCUUGCCUCAACAGCUACGUACAAUCAGCCGGUGCGAUCCCGUUUGCGCAAGCUUCUUACACUUUACGCGUCUAUGACGAACGAGGGAUCAACGCCGCUGCGACGGGAGGCUACUUCAAUGGCGCGCAAUCGGUCGUUUAUUUUGCGUUGUAUUCACCCGCGGCUUAUACUCCGCUUGCGAGUGGUUAGUGACAUGGAAUGAUCGCGGUGGGGGAUGACCGAGCGAAUAGAGCUGAUGGAACGGGUUCUCUACACUUUGUGGUCGGCAUAGGUUGGACAUGCGUCACUUGUUCGGCGGCGAUGGUGACCAAACAUCUUUCGCAUCCUUUGGUGAUCGCUUUGCCGGUGACGAUCGCGUUGGUGUUGAUUGGUGGAGCGGGGGUUUUGUAUAGAUGA
Molecule: messenger RNA, 799 nt
Organism: Microbotryum saponariae
Lineage: Eukaryota; Fungi; Basidiomycota; Microbotryomycetes; Microbotryales; Microbotryaceae
Source: the annotation of a GenBank genome assembly